This is a messenger RNA of Petromyzon marinus (sea lamprey), 3233 nucleotides long. RefSeq names its product carbohydrate sulfotransferase 4-like. NCBI's taxonomy places the organism in Eukaryota, Metazoa, Chordata, Hyperoartia, Petromyzontiformes, Petromyzontidae. Gene Ontology annotation, biological process: sulfur compound metabolic process; N-acetylglucosamine metabolic process. Gene Ontology annotation, molecular function: N-acetylglucosamine 6-O-sulfotransferase activity. The record is from RefSeq and is a predicted model, not a curated record.
UUUAGUUUUUAGAUUAAAAAAAUGAAAAAACAUUCAGAAGGGAUUGUUCCAGGAGAGUAGCUUCCUCAAACAUGAUCCGUCGUGACCCGGUCAGAGAAUGGGUUUGAAAGAUUAAACAGUUUUUUUCUGGGGGCCGACAGAGAUAAUGAUGCCCCCGGUAUUGCCUUCUCAUGAUUGUUGGGAUAAAUGCUGUUCGAGAGCUCCUAUAAAGGCCAGAACGGCGCUCAAGAGCCAGCAACCCCGCAUGGGCGAGAGAAACAUAGCGAGAGAGAGAGAUAUAUGUACGUGUAUAAUGAAGUGUUCUAGAGACAGCGACAGAGAGUUCAGGAGAGAGUGCAGUCCAAAGUAAGAGGACAUAGAGAGAGAGAGAGAAAGAGUUCGGGAGCGACAAAUAGAGAGUUCAGAAAAGCGCUUACUACAGAAGUCAGUAUUUAUAUUUCAGGAGAGAACGCGGUAGAGCGUUCGGCAAAGAGCUCAGUUGAGAGUUCAGUGGAAUAGUUGAGGAAAGAGUUCAGGAUCUAGCUCGCUAUAACCAUGGCGCGUCCACAUCCCCAUCGGCUGUUCCUGGGGACCCUCGCUCUGGCUCUGACCGGCAUCGUGUCUGUGUUCUACCACAAGCCGGGCCAGCUGCAUGGCGGUCCGUGGCAGGCGCUGGACGCCGGCGACGCAACGUCGCAACCUCCGCGUCGCACCAACACCCUCAUCCUGUCCAGCUGGCGGUCUGGGUCGUCCUUCCUGGGCCAGCUCUUCAACCAGCACCCCGGCGUCUUCUAUCUGAUGGAGCCCAUGAAGCACAUUUGGACCAAGUUUGACAAGACUGGCGAGUCGGCGCUGCGAGGCGCCGCGCGGGACCUGCUGCGCUCGCUGUGCGCCUGCGACGAGACGGCCCUCCAGUUUUACAUCGACAAUCCCCGUCGACUCAACUCGCUCUUCAUGUUCCACAGCAGCACGGCGCUCUGCAGUGUCCCCGCGUGCCCGGAGGAGGCGGCCGCGGUGGCCAACAACAGCGCGGGCAUCCAGUGCUGGCUAUCGUGCGGCGGCGCCCCCUUCGAGGGGAUCGGCCGCGCGUGCGAGCAGAGGCGGCACACGGUGAUCAAGAGCGUGCGCUUCUUCGACAUCAGCUCUCUCCGUCCCCUCGUCGCGGAUCCGGCGGUGCGUCUCAGGAUCAUCCACCUCGUCAGGGACCCGCGCGCUGUCCUCUCGUCGCGCCGCAAACUCAAGGGCUACUCCCUGGCGGGUGACGACCAAAUGGUGCUGGGCCGCCCCAACGUCGACCAGCAGUCGGACUCCGUCGAGGUGAUGCAGAGGAUCUGCCGAGGCAUGGACGACAUCGGCGCAGCCGUCGCGGAGGACGCAGCGCGCAGCGUGAGCGGUCGACGAGGAGAGGAGGGAGGAAGCGACGCCCUGAGAGGCGCCUACAUGGCGGUGCGCUACGAGGACCUGGUGAGCAGGCCCGAGCGGACGACGCGUGACAUGUUCCGCUUCGCCGGCAUUGAGCUGCCCGCCGCCGUGUCGUCCUGGGUGCGGGACAUGACCCAGGGGCAGAGGGAAGGGCCCGGAGGGUUCGAGGUGGAGAGGCUGCGCUCGCUCGCCGUGGCGCGCAAGUGGAGGUGGAGCAUGAGCUUCGAGGACGCGCGCGCCGCGCAGGACGCGUGCCGCGACGCCAUGCGGAGGUUCCGCUACCGCGAGUUCGCCAGCGAGGGGGAACUCCGCAACGCGAGCGUCGACGCCUUCUACUGAGCGACGCGGGAGGGACGGGGGCGCGUGGCGGGGCGAUGGGGGCACACGGGUCCGGCGUCCUCGUCCUCGUCGUUCUGAGCAUAAAGAACGUCGUCAUUUACGUGACAUUUUUUUAUCGUCAGAAGCCGUACUCUUUGGUUCCUCUGUGAGAACAAAGAUGAACAAAACCCUCGAAUAGCCUCAACAGACUUUCGGGACAAGAGCUGUUGGCGCUGUGAAAGUCAGUACGGGACACUAAUGAGUGGGUGGUCAGCACCACGCCCGGCCGCCUUUGUAUCCCGAAUGGCGACGUUUACACACACCGCACCAAGUACUCAUUUGACGCUGAGUUUUAACCUAGGGGAGUCCUAGAGCCGGUUCCGAGAAUUGUCACUGGCGUUGGCAGCCGUGAGCGGGGAUUGAACUCUGGUUGUAGCACAGCGCACUAACCACUGUACUACAGCUCCGCACUCCUGCUGCACCCUGUGCUAGCUACACGUGUUUUGUGUACACAAGCAAACUCGAGAUCGGUGUUUGACAUUGAAUGUAUCAUCAGCGUUUGUUUGUUCUCUGUCCAAUAAAAUAACGUUUUGAAAAAUAUUGACUUUUUUUUUUCAAAGUUAAUAUUUUUUAUAGGCUGUGGUCUCUUGUGUCCUGUCCUGUAUAACGAGUCACGACAGUUAACGCGACUGUAAGUACAGCACUGCUGUGUUAGCCAGACGGUUAACGCGACUGUAAGUACAGCCCUGCUGUGUUAGCCACUGCUUGAUGAGGGCCCAUUUCCAAGCCACCAUGCCGGUCCGAUCGGGUUGGUAAAGUGGGGAGCAUAGAAGUUCAGUACAACAAUACGACCGGGGGGUGGAGGCGUGCGGAGAGGGGGCAUAGCAGCAGAAGCCUGCACCAGGUCACGCCGGGAAUUCAACCAUCUCCGUGAUUUUUGCUUUUUUCGUGAGACAGUGCCAGUCACAUUGCACCACGUUAUUAUUUUGGCUGUUGGAGGCAACCCGUGCAAACCCCGGUGGGACAAACAUAACAACUCCACGGGGAAAGGCGCCCGAGCCAGGUGUCGAACCCAGGUGGUUCAGCUCUUGCAGUGAGUCGCGAGUGUUCACCGCCGACGUCGAGUUCUGGGUUAUCCUGCCGAACCUCAGCCCGAGCGCUGGGUCGGGGCGGGAGACGCAGCGCACGCAGAACACAUCGCUCUAGCAGUGCUCAGCUCCGAAUGCCCAUCGCAGGGUGCCGGGGCUUCGUUGCAUGCACGAGCAUUUGUAUCAACUCCCUCCCGUCUCUCGCGCGACCGCGGGGGGCAGAGGGGGUCAGGCCAUGCAGAGAGAGAGAGAGAGUGAGGCUGGCUCCAUUCGGUGAUGAUGAGCACAGCUUUCGCGAAAACAGAACGUUCAGCAGUAACGUGAUUUUUUUUGUUGCAGUAGGAAGGUACAGCUUGUAUUUUGUUGGUGCUCAGCUCAGGGAAAGUGUUCGUGUGAAUAUAUAGGGUCAAUAAUAGAGGUUUUUUU